Nezara viridula (southern green stink bug) is the source of this 557-nucleotide messenger RNA. NCBI's taxonomy places the organism in Eukaryota, Metazoa, Arthropoda, Insecta, Hemiptera, Pentatomidae. The record is from the annotation of a GenBank genome assembly.
AUGGACCAGUCAGUUUAUGGAUUGGUAUACAAGAGAGCACGUGAGGAAGAGAGGACGCCCGCCGACAGACUGGGACGAGGAGUUGAAGAAGACCUACGGGGGAGCAGCCUGGAAGAGAGCAGCAUUGGAGAGGAAAGAGUGGAAAAGGAUGGGACAGAUUCAAUACCUAAUGUGAACAAAGAAAAAAAAAGUAGCUCGAAACAAUCCAUGAGGAAGCCUCUACACAACAAUGAAUGGCUCAAUAGUAGGCAACAGACCACGCAGGAGGCCAAUGCCAGAUGGAUAGGUAGAAUCAACAAAGAUGAUGCACAACUGCAUUCAGUAAACUGGAAAGUAAUAGCCAAAGAAAUGCAGUAGCGGAGAAGCCUGCUCUAUAAUCAACAAGGUCGUUAAAACCCAAGGUUAACAACUACUCUUUAGUCACCAUAUAAAAGAUAUAUUUUGUAUAAAAUGUUACAUUGCAAAUCAAAAAAAUAUAAACAACGUGAAAGAAACGUAUAUUGAUUUAAAUGAUUAAUUUCUACUUUCAUUUAUCUAUCUAUAUAUGUAAUAUACAG